ACCAGAUGUGGCUAAUGUGCAGCUGUUUAUCAUAGUUGAAAAAACAUAUACGCUCAAGUAGUCAUUUGAAAUAAGAGCACCAUCUAACUACGAGCACAAAUUGUGGCAAAGAUGAAACUGGUGACCUCCAGUCUUUGCAUAAUGCAUAAUAACACACAACAGCCACAAUCUCUCUCUGCUUUGUACGUGAUAACACUAGUCAAAGUUCAGUACUCGCAAUAAACUGUUCUUUGAGAUGUGAUACACACCCGAGGAUACCUCUGCAUGUGUUUUUUUUUCUGUCAUCUCAUGCUGGAUAAAGAAUUGACAAGUACCACGAUUUUUCAAGUAGAUCGGGUUUUUGCUAAAAGCGUAAAAGAAUCACAGAAUGUCUCAAGGUUUAACAAAUAUUCUGGAGGAGUGGAAGUGUCUGGAGGACGAGUAUCAUCAGCUUCAGGAAACACAUAAAAAGUAUUUACAGAAACUGGAUGAGCUCUCAAAACUGCAGAGCAGCUGCUCUUCAUCUAUUUCCAGUCAGCGGAAAAGACUUAAAGAGAUGUCCCACCUCGAGAAAAAAUGCAGCAAAGGAUUAUCGGAGGAAGAUUUAAAGAAACUGUGUGAACUGAAAGAGAAAAUCAAGACAAGACAAAAUUACUUCUCUGAAAUGGAAGCUUUCCUUCCUAAGAAAAAUGGAUUGUACCUCAGACUGGUUCUUGGAAAUGUUAACGUCACUCUUCUCAGCAAGCAGUCAAAGUUCGCCUACAAAGAUGACUAUGAGAAAUUCAAGCUGUGCCUCACAGUCAUCCUGCUACUGUUCUCUUUCAUUUGCUAUUUCUUUGUGAGCUACAGAUUCCUUGAUGCAAUCCUCAAUUUCCUGCUGGUGUGGUAUUAUUGUACACUAACCAUCAGAGAAAGUAUCCUGAUCACCAACGGCUCCAGAAUCAAAGGAUGGUGGGUUUUUCACCACUACAUCUCAGCUUUUUUGUCUGGUGUCAUGUUGACAUGGCCGGAUGGAAUUUUGUACAAGACCUUCAGGAAUCAGUUCCUCGCCUACUCGUUGUAUCAGAGUUUUGUUCAGUGUUUGCAGUGCUACUAUCAGAGUGGAUGUCUGUACAGACUGCGAACUCUGGGGGAAAGACACAACAUGGAUCUGACUGUGGAAGGAUUCCAGUCCUGGAUGUGGAAAGGGCUGACGUUCCUCUUGCCCUUCCUGUUUUUUGGUCAUUUCUGGCAGCUCUUUAAUGGCAUAUCUUUAUUCAGAAUGGCUCAGCUCCCAGACUGCAAAGAAUGGCAGGUCACAAUGUGUGGGCUCUGCUUCCUUAUUCUGUUUGUGGGAAACUUCGUCACCACUGUUGCAGUGGUUCGUCAGAAAAUGAAGACCAAAGAUCAAAAAUCAAAGAAAGUGUGAUUUCUAGAAAAAGAAUUGUCUGUACAAAGCUGGUACAGCUCUUUAAACGCCGGCUCAUAUCAGGGUUGCCUUAAGUCACAUAACUUGCUUUGACAUUGAUGAAUAUUACAAAUAUGUAUUAACUACAUUAAGAUAUCAGCUUUGAAUUACCAGAACCAAAUGCUUCUUGCUUUCUGCCUUUCAAUAUUUCAGCAUGAGUUUUGUUUUAUGAAGACCUUUCAUUCCUGGCUUUAUUUGUGUCCAUCAGUGACAACUAACAGACAAUUGUCAUAAAGUAUACAUUUCAAAAUAGAGGCUAUUCAACCUGAGAUAAAUGGCAUAAAAGUUAUCAUGUUCUGAAAAGUUCUAAGGUUUGGUGAUUCUUGUUGCAUUAUACAUGUACAGAUGCUAUGGUUUGAACAGAUUGUGCACAACAUAUAACAAUAUAGUGUAUCUCUCUUCUGAUUGCUUGUGUCUUGCUGUUAUUUUGGCCAAAGGUACCAUUAAAGCUUGCUGUGGCCUUUGGUUAGUUUUUGUAAAGUAAAAAAAAAAAAAGAAAAAUUAAAUAAAAGAUGUACUGGUGUGCUAUUUUGUUUCUAAACUCACUAAACAUUUUUUUAAAACUAGUUUUACCAUUUGGGUUUAAAUGAUUCAAGAUAAAUAAAAAAAUCAAGCAGUAAAAACACUUUGAAGUAAAAACACUUUGGGAGUGAAACCACUUUGACAAUAUAUUAGCAAAGCAAACAACUGAAAAAUGAACUGCGACAAAACUUGAUUUGAAGUCAAAUCUACUGUCAAACUUGAGACAGCCACAUAUAUGUGGUGAUACUUUGUUCCAGGCAUUGUGUGUAAAUGCGGCUGUGCAAAUCCCCUUGUCAUACACUGAUAUUUCCACAAUUCCACACAUAACCACACCUAUGCUGAUAUUGGAGUUUCUUAGACUUUGAUGGAAGUGCUCUU
Molecule: messenger RNA, 2326 nt
Organism: Menidia menidia (Atlantic silverside)
Lineage: Eukaryota; Metazoa; Chordata; Actinopteri; Atheriniformes; Atherinopsidae
Source: the annotation of a GenBank genome assembly